CUGUCUACCACCGCACCUACAUCUUGACGACUACUCGCAAGGCUCCUAACGGCCUCUACUGCAACUCUUUCUCGUUAUGUGUUAAGUCUUUCGACAGUCCAAGAUCAUAAUGGGUUCAAAAGCUGCAAUGUCGGCUUUCCCAGCUCCCUUUUCGCCCAAUGCAACCACCAUGCUUCCUUUUCUGUAUCAGACAAGAACACUCGCCAGUCUAUAUAGUAGGAGAGGUGGAUUGAGUAUCAAGCCCAGAUACGCGAACCUGGUUAGUAGGAGGAGCUUCCGUCAGAGCACGAUCAAUUAUUCCUCCGACGAUCAGACAGUCGAGACUUCUCGAGUUCCCAGCGAACCAACGCAGCAGCCCGUGGGUGGUACGGAUAAAGGAACUGGCAGCCCUAGGAUUCGGAGGGUCUUGUUAUCGUAUGCUCCUCCUGAGCGGGAGAGGGUUUCGUUCUCGUACGACUCCAAUACAAGUGCAAAUGAGCCACAGAACGACAAGGAUGGAUAUGUGCUCCCUAGAACGGAGGAUACAAAUGACAAUGAGGGGGGAGAUGGGGAAGUCGCUGGUAGAUCUGUUGUCAGAAGAACUCCGAGUAGAGUGAAGAUGCCGGCAUGGAGCACCAGAUCAACUCCUGGGAAGAAAGGCCAUAGCAGUGGAAGGCAGUCUGAAGAAUUCGAUAUUCCUUGGGAAGAAGCAGACCACGCGGGAUUCAAGGAGUUUACUUCAGAUGGGCUUCCCGAGGAAACCUACCAGGAGAUGGACGAAAUCGACAAUUUGACCAGCAAAUCAGGCCCACGGCAAGACCGAACAUCUACAAUAACGCCCUCAGAAAAACACGCAUUCCAAAAGAUCUUCUCGGACAUCUUUGCACGAUCUCGACAGUCUCAGAAAUUCGGAUCUGCUUCUCUAGAGGACGACGAGGAAAUCGAACAAGCUCCUGGAAAGGAUCAAAGUCAGAGGGCCAAGGCGAAACUUGACAAAAUCGUGGGGUCUGCCGCUAGGAUUCAGUCUAGGGAGGAGAUGGAAAUAGCCGUCAAUCGAUAUCCUCCCGCUCUUCGUGCUGCGGCUGCUAGAGCCAUUGGUCUCGAUGCUGCGACGCAGCAGUCCCAUGAAGAAGUCACGGAGGUGGAUGAGUCAGUUCUGGACAAUGAUCAAUUGGAACAGCUCCGAAAGCCAGAGCGUGAUCGUGUUGAAGGUCUCAUGAACUCUGCGCGGACGGAUUUUGAACUGUGGGCAGUGAUGGAGAAAGAGGUGUUUCCUCUGAUCACCAAGCUGGGAUUAGAGGAGAGGCCAGAGACAGAUGAGCCAACGAAGAAGCGUGGGAGGAAGACAAAGCGUGAUCAAGAAAGCCUUCCGCGCGAGGAAUCUAAUCCAACUACCUCUACCUUGGAUACUCCUGAUGAUGGAAUAUCGCCUCUGGCCUUCUACGGUCCUCUCUAUCCAUCGUAUCUCCUCUUGGGUCUUCGGCUUCUGGAUCGCUCCUUUGCCAAGCCCUCGCCCCUUACGCUAUCUAUUCUUCCGAGGAUUAAAUCGUUGGGGGUUAUAUCGCACGUUCUCGGUGCAUCGACACAACUGUACAACGAGCUUCUCCUUAUCCACUGGUACCGACAAGAUGAUUUCCGCGGAGUGCUCAACCUGCUGAGCGAGAUGGAGCAGUUUGGACUGGACUGGGAUAAGGAGAGCUUGGAAAUCGUGGAUGAUAUCGUGAAGAUGCAAGCCGCGGUUCGCCGAGGUGAUCGAGGCACGACCCUGAAAGCCCUCUGGACCCUACCCGAAUUCGCACCUGAUAAGUUCAAGUCCUGGAGAAACAAGAUCAGACAUGCCCUGGAUGAGAGGAGUCGGGAUGCCUCGCAGUUGUCGUAUUGAAAGGCCCAGUGACGUGUAGUAUGCCGUCAAACUCUUGUAUUAUAAUGUAUUAUUACACAUCUCCUGCAAUGUGCAGCGGUGGUUUUUAUACCAUAUCAAUCAACCUAUUCUGCAAAUCCUGGUAUCAUUUUCUUCAUCUCGGGGCCGUCCUGACGCCAAUAUUCAAAAUUUUCAUCUCUAUCGAACCCACGCUGAGCCUUUUUCGCCUCAUUCAUUCCCUUCUCUUUUCUUUGUUGUGCCCGUCCAUCUAUCUCUAUCUCUCCCUCCCCUUCUUUUGUCCCUACCCACCCACUUUCGCAAAGAUCCCCCAAAUC
Messenger RNA from Amorphotheca resinae ATCC 22711, 2175 nucleotides. RefSeq lists its product as hypothetical. The record is from RefSeq and is a predicted model, not a curated record. Gene Ontology annotation, cellular component: mitochondrion. Bases 110 to 1861 code for a protein of 583 amino acids. Lineage: Eukaryota; Fungi; Ascomycota; Leotiomycetes; Helotiales; Amorphothecaceae. The transcript has a single exon.